Molecule: messenger RNA, 1298 nt
Organism: Magallana angulata
Lineage: Eukaryota; Metazoa; Mollusca; Bivalvia; Ostreida; Ostreidae
Product: type-1 angiotensin II receptor A-like
Exons: 2
Coding region: 102-1061 (319 amino acids)
Biological process (GO): G protein-coupled receptor signaling pathway
Cellular component (GO): plasma membrane
Molecular function (GO): G protein-coupled receptor activity
Source: RefSeq, a predicted model, not a curated record
ACAAUUUCCCCCUGUAUAUUUUGUUUGGACAUUAACGCAUCUGGGUUUUGUUAGCCUACAAAAUAUUUCAUUACUUGAAGCAAGGUAGCACUGUGGAAAACAUGGACACUACGACGAUUCAACAAACACCUGUCUCAACAUCGGAAAUGGCCACUACUGUUUCCUGUUAUUGGAAUCUUCCCAUAAUGGAAUGGGUGAAAAUAGUCAUUCUUACUCUGGGAUUUAUCGGGAAUGGAUUGGCUUUUCUGGUCAUCGUUCUAAACAAAACUCUACACAGCCAUUCGUUUGCUAUAAUUGGCGCGAUUGCUCUCUCGGAUUGCAUCUAUUGCCUGGGUGGAGUUCUAUGGGGUUUUCUUGUUUACGGAUUUAUGGAUCCCAUGAAUUAUCGCAACUUACUCAACUGUCUUGGAGAUUUUUUCAAUAUACAUGUAAAAACUGUCAUGUCUGGAACGAUAUCAGCGGCCUACAUUGCUUCCGGUUUCUUCAUUGCAACGUUGUCAGUGUUCCGAUAUAUUAUAGUUUGUUGCAAUGCCAGAACAAAGAAGAUCCUCAAAAAGAAAUCGGUUGUCUUUAUCAUCAUUUCUGUUGCAGUAUCUUCCAUCAUUUUUGCAGUUCUGAAAACCAUUUACUCGGGAAGAUUCAACAAGGUUCUUGAUAUCACCAUCUCUUACCUUCUUCCACUUGUCAUCAUGAUAGUAUUUCUCGCUCUAAAAAUCAUUAAAAUGACGAAAAGAAGAGACCUUCAAUUAUUCAAUUCGACUUCAAUUCGCAACAUGGAGUUUAUUUGCCUAGCAAUAAUUUUAACUUUCUUUGUUCUGCUUCUUCCAUGGCACGUCUUGGCACUUUUGUACGAGUUUGAUGUUUAUCAACCGGAAUAUAUUGCAGUGACAACAAGCGCUUUUCUAUUGCAGCUGAACAAUUGCAUCAACCCAGUUUUUUAUGCCUUUUUGUCGCCUAGAGUGCGGAAGGUCAUGGCGUCAUGUCUUUGUCGAGUAAAUCAAAAUACUGAUACUCGGAAACAAUUAAAUUGCUCUACUCCUACAGAGUGUAGCAACCUGUGACUACUCAUCAGUAUAAGAAGUUGUUUGUGCAGUUAUUAUAGAAUAAUUCAUGUUUAAUUCUUUGUAUCUAUUGAAAUCAUAUACAUUUUGUACGCAUGGAAUAAGACAAUUUUGUAAUGUAUAUGUACAUGUAUUUCGUUCAUUGUAAAUAUAUAAUAGCUUUUCAAACGUUAUGUUUUUCCUUUCUUCGGAGUGGUGAAAAUUUAUUAAAAGGCUAUUUCUAGUAAAGUACUAAUU